AUGUGUGGUUUCACACAGAGAUCGAGCAAUCCAAUGGCUGAUUCGAGAUUGUUGUUCUCUCUCAAGUUUAAUCAGCUUGAAGGUGUGAUGCAAUUCAAUCACAAAGUUAUAGUUAGAUACAAGUGGAUCGAUGUGAUCGUGAAGAUAGACAACAUCAGAUACGAUGUAAUAAAACUUGUAAAUGAGAAACUGAUGUCGAGAAGAGGAGCAGGUGAGCACGAAAAGCAUUUCCCAUCAAGGAUCUCUCUGCAACUAACUCCAACUCUCCAAACCGAUUUCAUAAGCGUGUCGGUCAGCAAAUCAUCAAACAACCCGGGACGAGAGUUUGAAGUCGAGAGAUCUAUCGAAGGCUCCUUCGACCCACCAAACUCCCUAGGCCUAAGGGUCGCUGGACGAGAAGCCUCGACCAUGACAAUGACCCCAUGGAAGUUCGAGCAAUCUGUGCUCGGCUACACAGCUAAUCUAAACUGGAUCUUGUAUGAUAGCAGUGUUGGUGGAAGAGAGGUUUUCUCAACAAAACCAUCACGGUUUUCGAUAAUGAGCCCGAGGUCUUGGUUCAAAGAUCGGUAUGCAAGGGCGUAUCGGUCAUUUACGAGAAGAGGAGGAGUGAUAUUUGCAGGGGAUGAGUAUGGAGAGACGGUGGUGUGGAAGAUUGGGAAAGGAGCAUUGGGAAGAAGAAUGGAGUGGGAGAUUAAAGGGUUUAUUUGGUUGACUUAUUGGCCAAAUAAGUAUAAGACUUUUUACCAUGAGACUCGAAGAUUAGAAUUUACACAGCUUCUUAAUCUCACCAUUGCUUAACCAAAAACAAGAACAUAUUAUAUAUUACUUCUUUGUGAUCUCAACUUUCUACCUUAGUAUACUAUAGACAGACCAAAACAAACUCAAUAGUAAGUUCAGACCAAAACAAACUCAAUAGUAAGUUAGUUCUUCACUUCUUAGUGAUCUCGUCGUUGUAUUAGUUACUUCUGAUAAGACUCUUAAACAGAAGAGAGACAGAGAUAAGUGAAACUCAACUGCACUUAGAUUGAACACUCAACGAACCGGGCCCUUCUAAGGAUGGGGCAACAAGUUAGAGACAGAAAGAUGCUACUAUGUAUGGAAAAGGGAGUUUCAGCAGAAUGCUGUGACCAGCAUCGAUCAUCUACGGUUUCAUAAACAGCAUCGAGCAUCUACAGUUUCAUAAACAGCAUCAACAGCUACAAUCUC
Molecule: messenger RNA, 1206 nt
Organism: Camelina sativa (false flax)
Lineage: Eukaryota; Viridiplantae; Streptophyta; Magnoliopsida; Brassicales; Brassicaceae
Source: RefSeq, a predicted model, not a curated record